GAGUCAAUGGACGCUUGUGUUUUCUGAGCCACCAAACGCCCCUCAGAGGUUUCUAAUACGAAAGUUAACAGGAACUUUUGUCGUUUUACGGUUUGUGUUGUGCGUGCAAUUUUGUCUCGAAGCCGAGGGUAGUGCACCGUCUUCCACUGGUUCAUGACAGCAACUGAGUAGAUGUAAUAAAUAUUUCAUCUUCAGCUCUGCUGGACUAAAUCUACACAAUCUGUGUGAUAGAAGUCAACACAACACACGCAGAAGAAGGAUAUCAUUCCAGAAUUCCCAACCUGUCAGACUACUUCCUGGACACGCCUCCUUUUCUAGCAAAGGAACAUCUCCGAACAGAAAGAGGAAGUGCUUUAAUCUCAUUCUCUGAUUCUGUGUGUGUCCGCUUGGGGCUGACCUCUCACCUCUGUGCGGCAGUCAGACUGAACUGAGGCGCUCCAAAGAUGGCUAGACCAAGCUCAGAUUUAACAGAGUUUCGUGAGGAUUUUGCUAAAGCCAAGCACAUUGCUAUCAUUACGGGGGCUGGAGUGAGUGCAGAGAGUGGAGUCCCAACCUUUAGAGGACAGGGGGGCUACUGGAGGAAAUGGCAGGCACAGGAUUUGGCAACCCCUGAAGCUUUCUCUCGAGAUCCUUCUUUAGUUUGGGAGUUUUACCAUUACAGGCGUGAGGUUAUGUGCAGUAAGAUGCCAAACCCAGCCCACCUGGCUAUAGCAGAGUGUGAGUCCCGUCUCAGCAAACAGGGGCGCUCUGUUGUGAUCAUCACUCAGAACAUCGAUGAACUGCACAGACGUGCUGGCUCCAAACAUCUCUAUGAAAUCCACGGUAGUCUAUUUAAAACCCGCUGCAUGAGCUGUGGUGAAGUCAAAGCCAACCACAAGAGUCCAAUCUGUCCUGCUCUGGAGGGGAAAGGAGAGCCUGACCCCAGUGCCAAGGAUGCAAGGAUACCAGUGGAGCACCUGCCCAGGUGUGACAAAAGUGACUGUAAUGGAUUGCUGAGGCCUCAUGUGGUUUGGUUCGGAGAGACUCUGGAUUCAGAUAUUCUCACUGCUGUGGAGCAGGAGCUGGAAAAAUGUGAUCUCUGCUUAGUGGUGGGAACCUCCUCCAUAGUUUACCCAGCAGCUAUGUUUGCUCCUCAGGUGGCAGGUAGAGGAGUGCCUGUAGCUGAAUUCAACAUGGAGUGCACACCUGCUACUAUGCGCUUUAAAUAUCACUUUGAGGGUCCUUGUGGUGUCACACUGCCUCCUGCCCUGGAACGCCACGAGAGCGAGGUUAUUUAAGGAGAGAGAAGGCAUGACCCAUUUGUUCAUGCCUACUGCAUAGAGCACUUUAACAGAGCACAUUGGAUUGGUUCAUGC
Messenger RNA from Carassius carassius (crucian carp), 1355 nucleotides. Its product is annotated as NAD-dependent protein deacylase sirtuin-5, mitochondrial. The transcript has 11 exons. The record is from RefSeq and is a predicted model, not a curated record. NCBI's taxonomy places the organism in Eukaryota, Metazoa, Chordata, Actinopteri, Cypriniformes, Cyprinidae. Gene Ontology annotation, molecular function: protein-succinyllysine desuccinylase activity; protein-malonyllysine demalonylase activity; NAD+ binding. The coding region runs from base 444 to 1277 and encodes 277 amino acids.